Molecule: messenger RNA, 1821 nt
Organism: Cooperia oncophora
Lineage: Eukaryota; Metazoa; Nematoda; Chromadorea; Rhabditida; Trichostrongylidae
Source: the annotation of a GenBank genome assembly
AUGACGUCAGCUGAGGUAGACUCAGCGGUGGUGGCGAACACAAAAGACACAAUUGAGCCGCAACUACCCGACUCUGGGAACGCAUCUGUCAGUGGAUCACCGGACUGUGUUCGCACAAAUGGUGAAAUAGCCGAAUCGGAUCCGACAGCCCAAUUGAAAGCGGCGGCAGCAGCACAGGAUGCAGUCCUUACUCUCACCAUUCAGCCAACUGUUGGAGAUUCGUUCGAUUUCCAGAUCAGCAGUGGAGAAAUGGUGCAAGAAUUGCAUCAGGUGCUAUUGGAGCGUGAAGCGACCUGUCACAAGACCUGCUUCAGUCUCCAACUUAAUGGCGUCAGUCUUGACAACUUUACAGAAAUCCGUGCCAUACCUGAGUUAGUCGACGGAAGUGUGUUACACGUUGUAGAUGAGCCAUAUACCUUGAGAGAAGCGCGGGUACAUGUUCGCCAUGUGCGUGAUCUAUUACGGUAUCCGGAUCAGGCUGAAGCUGCUUCGGCAGUUGAUAUGAGUUCACUCUCUUUCCUCACUUCUGUCAAUCUUCAAGAAAGAGGUGACAAAGAAAAACCUUUUGACGGACUGCCUCCUGAGUACGUCGUACCUGGAACGAAGGAACGCUCCUUGGCUCCGAUGUUGACAAGUGUCCCCAAAGGAAAACCUGCUAUACGAAAUAUGGGAAUUUCGUCAUUCAACCCUCCUCCUGGAAACAGGAAAGUUAAGGGAGACAUACUAUAUAUCUUCGUAGAUACAGUAGAGAAACGCCGUCUCCAUAUUACUUGUUGCACUAAGGGAUUUUUCGUGAACUCCUCAACUGAUGAAGUUUUUAAUGCUCAACCAAGCAGUCAAAAUAAGAAUGUUUAUCAUACUUUAGUGGAUCUUCUGAACGUUCUCAGCCCAGGAUUCAAAAAGGUAUACCCUACCUUGGUAAAGAAGCGCAGUGAACGGCAUAUGCUUGAUCGACUCCCCACACCGUAUCCUGUUCACUCGUGGUUGUCUCCAGUGCAGGAAGUGGUCGAGGAUUCAAUUCGUGCGGAUGACGCGUCGCAACCUCAUCGUGUUGGAUUUGAGGAUCAUUUACCGGGACAAAUUCGUGACUGGAACGAAGAGCUCCAGACUACUCACGAAAUGGCACGUGGUACUUUGAGCGAGCGAGUCACCAGGGAUAGAAGUGUAUUCAAGAUUCACGGCGACUUUAUUGGAGCUGCUAUCAAGCUGCUAUGGCUGGCGGUCGUUGAUGGAAAUGUGAUGGCAAUCAAUCCAGCAGAUGAGCCCAGGACGCAUAUGUUCAUUUGGAAUAAUAUUUUCUUCAGUCUGGGUUUCGAUGUCAAGGAUCAUUAUAAGGAGCUUGGAGGUGAUGCGGCUGCGUUUGCCGCAACGUCAGCUGAUUUACAAGGUGUUCGCGCUUACGCUGCACUUGACAACUGUAAGCUGUGUACUUUGGGAAUGGCGAUAAUCGAUUAUAGAGGGUACCGUGUUACCGCUCAAAGUAUUAUACCAGGAAUUUUGGACAAAGAGCAGGAGCAGUCAGUGGUGUAUGGCUCCGUGGAUUUUGGUAAAACAGUCGUUUCAUCAGAAAAGUACCAUGAACUGUUAGAGACGUCGGCGAAAGAGCUGAAAUUAUUACCACAUGAAGUCAUAAUUGACGACGACGGAUGUACAGUAAAACUGUAUACCAGUUAUGAGACUAAGGGAAUCAUCGGCAAUGAUGGACGAUACUAUGUGCUUGACCUCUUACGGACAAUGCCACCAGAUGUUCAUUAUUUACAGGAUGCUGAGUCCACAGAUAGCAAAUGUCCCCGAAAUCUCCGGCGCUGUUGGGUGGUGUAG